AUUCGCCAGUUUUAACGGCGAAGCGCGCGAAGACUUUGACUUUGGUUGGUUGGUGUUGGUGGUGUGUUGUUAUUGAGUCACAGCGCGUCGCAAGCCACAGCCAGUCACAAAAGAUGAGCGGCUCGGAGAGGAGCGUGGGCAGUGCGACUGAGCGCGCCAUGGCGCUCAUGGCCAAGUUUGAGGCAUUGAAGAACAAGUACAUGCACAGGUCACCGCCCAGAACAGCGGCAACAGCAACAACAGCCUCAACAAGAUCGACAACGGCAACAACAGCAACAACGGCGGCUGCUGCUGCGACAACCUCAGGGCGUGGUCCGUGGUCGAGUGCACGAGGAGCGACAGCACCACAGCAGGCGUUGUCGCAACAAGCAACUAGCAGCGCGAGGGGAACAAGAACAACUGGCUUUGGAGAACGAAGGACAGUGGCGCAAGAGCUGUUUCCACCAUCGUGGUCUUCCUCAGUGCGCAGGCAUGACGAUGCGCAGCAGUCACGGCCGCCAAUAACGUCCACCUUGCGAGCCUCACAAGCGCAGUUUCCCUGGGAAGCAGCAGCAACAGCGUCCACCGUCAGCGAUUCCAGCCCGAGGAGGGGCGCCACCACCGAAGAAGAAGACCAAGAAGACCAAGAAGAGGAGGAGGACGAAGGCGAUGGUGGCACAGAAACCGAGGAACAAGAAGGACAGGAAAUGCGAGACACCGCACAAAGGCACACAGACUUGCAGCAGCAUCACUCGUGGCGAGCGCGAGAUGAGUUCAGUCGACCUGAGGAGGACGCAGAAACACGGGAAUCGAACGAAACAUCGGAUUCAGACGAGUACAUGACAGCAGACGACGACAGUGCGGACUCGGUUGCCACGUACUCCAUUGAAACAGAUGCGCACAGCUUCCACGAGCGGUUCGGCGACACGAUGCAGACGCCUCCGCCACGAAGUGUGGACACGAGCCCGCAGCGCCCGCGCCUCACGGCCUCAACGCGAAAGAGUCCAACACGCGUGCCACGGCGUCCACGCGAUAACGAAGAGCACGCGAUCAGUGACCAGCAAGGGGACUGGCCUGAAAGCGUGAACGUGACGGUGUGGGAGAGAGAGUGCGAGCGCAAGCCAGCGUCAACAUCACCCUCACGACCACGGGUCGAGAGACAGCUGUGGUCUCAGCAGAACAGCAGCACUGCCGACGACACUGGGCUCGGCUCCACGCUACCAACGAUGCGGAAGGGCGAGCCAUACUUGUUGGCACGCGCACACCAUGCAUCGCAUGCACCACGACGGAAACCGACGCAACAACAGCGAGAGCGCGCAGCUACCGUCAUCCAAGCAGCAUGGCGUGGAUUUGUGAUUCGGGCGACAGAUCCGGAUGUGGCCGCCGUCCGCCGCGAAAUUCGAACGCGCCGCAUGGAGGACCACAUUGUCUCCCUCCACAGGCAGCUUGACACAUUGCGUGCGGAGCUCGUGCGUGAACAGGAGUUGCGUGCCAUGCAACAGGAGGCAAUGCGGGCAAUAUGGGACAAGGCGCGUGUGCUGGCUGGGAGCGUGAAUCACAUGCAGCAGCGCGAGCAAACACGGGCGGCGAUUGUGCUGCAGAAACACAUCCGCGCCUGGCUGGCGAGAAAGCGUUAUUCGCGCGAACUCCACGACCGGCUGAGGAACAACAUGACGAUGAUGGCGCGAAGCAGAGCUGCGAUUGUUGGCGGGGACGACCAUGCGCUGCGGGAGGCGGUGCUGCAGCUGCAGGACCAGAUGUACGCGCUCAAAACCUCGCUCGACCGCGCCAUGAUGCGCACUGCAUGGGGGCACGCCAGGAACAGGCAGCAUCACGGACAACAGCAGCAGCAGCAACAGCAGCAGCAGUUGAGAGGGCUGUUGAAUGAGACGAUGUAGUAACGUGGGACGAUGUUGUGGCGCGGGCGCGUGUGUGCUGGUGUGCAGUGGACUGUGCAUAGAUUGGUACCAGUGAAAAACCACAACGCAUCGAGAGCGUAUUUUUUUCUUCUUUGCGUGUGUGGUGGCUGUGGUGGUGUGAUAGUUGGUUGCAAUUAUGCUGCAAUGUGGUGUGAAUGGCUUUUGAAGUGGCGCUUUUGACCCACUUGCAACCUUCUUCGUGUUUCCGUUACAACACAUUUACAUCAUGCG
Molecule: messenger RNA, 2129 nt
Organism: Salpingoeca rosetta
Lineage: Eukaryota; Choanoflagellata; Craspedida; Salpingoecidae
Exons: 6
Coding region: 114-1877 (587 amino acids)
Molecular function (GO): protein binding
Source: RefSeq, a predicted model, not a curated record